Messenger RNA from Penicillium brevicompactum, 1065 nucleotides. RefSeq lists its product as uncharacterized. The coding region runs from base 1 to 1065 and encodes 354 amino acids. The record is from RefSeq and is a predicted model, not a curated record. The transcript is spliced from 3 exons. Lineage: Eukaryota; Fungi; Ascomycota; Eurotiomycetes; Eurotiales; Aspergillaceae.
AUGGCGCCCAGUCAAAGAGGCUGGGAGAUGAUCGAGAUCGUUACGGUCUUGGUCUUCCUCAGCUUGGUGUCGGUCGUGCUACGCAUGUUUGCUCGUCUUCGGAGGAGAGUCGGCUUUGGUGUCGAUGACUACCUGAGUUCAGUGUCUAUAGUUCUGCUCAUUGCGAUGUUGAUUGAGUUGAUUCUUUGGUGUUCGAUCGGAGGCAAUGGAGCCCAUGCUGCGGAUCUAGAUCCCAAAACAUUCAUGAACUACUGGAAGAUCUUCCUCGCCAACCAAUUCACCUAUUUCUUGCUCUGCCCAUGUAUCAAGAUUUCCAUCAUCUGCUUCUACCGUCGGGUCUUCGCAACCCCGCGCUUCCAGCAAUUCACGUUCGGUCUGAACAUCCUGAUCGCCGCAUGGGGCACAGGAAUCUUCCUAGCCUGCGCAGGUCAAUGCCGACCUCUGCGCGCCUACUGGGACAAGAACAUCGAAGGAUCAUGCUUCGACGCUCAAGAAUUCAUCAUCGUCAACCAAGCCUUCAACAUCCUCAUCGACUUCGUCAUUCUCGGCCUGCCUAUUCCAAUGAUCUGGAACCUGCACCGCGCCUGGCAAGACAAGCUCGCAUUAAACGGCGUCUUCGCCCUCGGCGCCUUCGUCUGCUUCGCCAGUAUCUACCGCAUCGUAGUCCUAUUUUGGAUCAGUCCCAUGGACCCCACCUACACCGUCUACCAAGCGACAUUAUGGACGCACAUCGAGCCCGCCGUCGGACUCAUAUGUUCCAACCUACCGAUUAUCCGCGGUCUGUUCCCGGCGUUGAAAUUAAAGGGCUCGCGCAAUGGAACCGGUCCCCAGUAUAUCAAUACUGGGUAUACGAACUCCAUGUUCUUGUCCAAGGGCAGUCCGCGCUCGCCAGAUCUGGAGUAUAUGAAGAUGCAGUCAGCGCUAUACAAUGCUCAGGUCGAGAGCAAGUCGCCUGGGUUCUUGGGUGAUGAUCUUCAUCCUAUGGAUAUCAAUGUUCAGACUGAUAUCUCCAUUCGACCCAAUGAUUCUACGACUACGCUGCACCAUGCGAGUGACUCGGUCUAA